CUCAUUCCUGAGACAGAACUGCGCCCACCCCUUGUGUAAGCAAUUUAAACCUGAUAGCAGACGAUCAUAUGCCUAUCUUUACACUGCAAAUCUUUGUUCACUUCAGAUCGACCCAAUAUCUCAUGCGCUUCUUUACCAUAAUCAUUGUCAUUUUUUUACGCGCAAAACUCCACCCGGGCGGUAAACCUCUUCUGAUUAUCGAUUUUUAAUGCAAGACAGAGCAGAACUUUGAUUGGUGCAAUCGAGAGGCUGUAGACUCCUGUCUGACGCGCGCCUGUGUUCUUUUCUACCCAUGGAAAUGGUCAGUACAGGUGCCUGAAUGUGCACAACGACAACAUUUUAAUAAUAUGAACUUAUUGCCAAGUGGAAUAUGUUUUUAUUUAUCUGUAGCAAUCUGCUGGCUAACGUCAAGGGUCGACGGAUCUUGGUGGUACAUGGGUACCCUCGGGUCGCAAGUGAUGUGCGACAACAUCCCCGGGUUAAUCAACAAACAGCGGCAGCUGUGCCGCCAGCAUCCCAAAGUUAUGCAGGCGAUUGGAGCCGGGAUUAAAGACUGGAUCGGGGAGUGCCAACAUCAGUUUCAGAACCACCGCUGGAACUGCAAUACCAUGGCGCGAGAACACAACUUGUUCGGACGCCUACUGCUGCGUAGCAGUCGUGAAGCGGCCUUUGUGCAUGCCAUCUCCUCGGCCGGGGUGGUCCACACGCUGUCCCGGGCUUGCAGCCAGGGAGAGCUACAGUCGUGCUCCUGUGACCCCACCAAGAAGGGCUCGUCCCGGGAUGCCAAGGGGACGUUCGACUGGGGCGGCUGCAGUGACCAUGUGGAGCACGCCAUGAGGUUCAGCCAGUCCUUCGUAGACGCCAAAGAGAGAAAGGAGAGAGACGCCAGGGCUCUGAUGAACCUCCACAACAACCGCGCUGGGAGAAAGGCGGUGAAGCGGUUUAUGUCCCUGGAGUGUAAGUGUCAUGGCGUGAGCGGCUCCUGCAGCGUCCGGACCUGCUGGCUGGCCUUGGCCGACUUCCGCCGCACGGGCGACCACCUGCGGCGGCGCUACAACGGGGCGGUGCAGGUGGCCAUGAACCAGUAUGGCACGGGCUUCACCACCGCACAGCGACACUUCAAACGGCCCAGCAAGAACGACCUGGUCUACUUCGAGGACUCGCCAGACUACUGCAUAAGAGACCAAGAGUCUGGUUCGGUGGGGACGGGAGGGCGGGUGUGCAACCGGACGUCUCGCGCCGUAGACAGCUGCGAGGUUAUGUGCUGCGGCCGGGGCUACGAUACAACACGCGUCAGCCGCACCACCAAGUGUGAGUGCAAGUUUCACUGGUGCUGCGCUGUGCACUGCCGGGACUGCAACCAGGAGAUGGACGUGCACACCUGCAAGGCCCAAACAUGACUAUA
Oncorhynchus keta (chum salmon) is the source of this 1405-nucleotide messenger RNA. It is a transcript of the gene wnt2, whose product is annotated as wingless-type MMTV integration site family member 2. Gene Ontology annotation, cellular component: extracellular region. NCBI's taxonomy places the organism in Eukaryota, Metazoa, Chordata, Actinopteri, Salmoniformes, Salmonidae. Gene Ontology annotation, molecular function: cytokine activity; frizzled binding. The transcript is spliced from 5 exons. The record is from RefSeq and is a predicted model, not a curated record. The coding region runs from base 348 to 1400 and encodes 350 amino acids. Gene Ontology annotation, biological process: canonical Wnt signaling pathway; multicellular organism development; cell fate commitment.